CAUCGUACAGGAAUCAGCAGACCACCGAUACACCAAGAAGGUUUUCUCCUGCAACCGCCCCCAGUAUCCUCCAUUUCUUUCAAAACCCUCUUAUAAAUUCCUCCUACUCCUCUUUUUCUCCUCACAUUACACACAAACAAGCAAAGCUCUUUUCCUUUUCUUUAUUCACUCUUCUCUUUUAUUCUCUCUUGGUCUUCUUCCUUCUCAUCGUCAAACUAGAAAAAACACUAACCAAAACAAUUUAAUCUUCUUGUCUAUGGAUACCAAGAUUGGAUCUAUUGACACAUGCAAGCUCGCCAACGGCGACAUGUGCAGCCCACCAAACGGUGCCAUUUCUACCAUCCAAAAUUCUGUGUCACCCACUGUGUUCAACUCUCCUGACUCCACUCUCGGCCGCCACCUUGCUCGCCGGCUGGUUCAAAUAGGCAUCAAUGAUGUUUUCUCUGUUCCCGGUGACUUUAAUCUUACUCUCCUUGACCAUCUUAUUGCAGAGCCUGGGCUUAACCUCAUUGGCUGCUGUAACGAGCUGAAUGCAGGGUACGCUGCCGAUGGUUACGCACGGUCACGUGGAGUUGGCGCUUGCGUUGUUACGUUUACUGUAGGUGGGCUUAGUGUUCUCAAUGCAAUUGCUGGUGCUUACAGUGAAAAUCUGCCUGUGAUAUGCAUUGUUGGCGGGCCUAACUCCAAUGAUAAUGGGACUAACAGGAUUCUGCACCAUACCAUUGGAUUGCCUGAUUUUAGCCAGGAGCUAAGGUGUUUCCAGACUGUUACCUGCUUCCAGGCUGUGGUGAAUAACUUGGAAGAUGCCCAUGAGCUGAUCGAUACUGCUAUAUCGACUGCUUUGAAAGAAAGCAAGCCGGUUUAUCUAAGCAUUAGCUGCAACUUGCCUGCCAUCCCUCAUCCUACUUUUAGCCGGGAGCCAGUUCCAUUUUUUCUCUCUCCCAGAUUAAGUAAUAAAUUAGGUUUGGAGGCCGCAGUUGAAGCAGCAGCAGAGUUCUUGAACAAAGCGGUGAAACCAGUUCUGGUGGGUGGGCCUAAACUGAGGGUUGCAACGGCAUGUGAUGCAUUUGUUGAGUUAGCUGAUGAUUGUGGUUAUGCUCUCGCCGUGAUGCCAUCAGCGAAAGGGCUUGUGCCAGAAUUCCAUCCCCACUUCAUUGGAACUUACUGGGGUGCUGUGAGCACUUCUUUCUGUUCUGAGAUUGUGGAAUCUGCUGAUGCUUACUUGUUUGCUGGACCCAUUUUCAAUGACUAUAGCUCUGUCGGAUACUCUCUCCUUCUCAAGAAAGAGAAGGCAAUCAUAGUGAAUCCAGAUCGAGUGGUUAUUGCAAAUGGACCUGCAUUUGGAUGUAUUCUGAUGAAAGAUUUUCUCAAAGCCCUUGCAAAGAGGCUCAAGCUCAAUACUACUGCAUAUGAGAACUACCGCAGAAUUUUUGUUCCUGAUGGACAACCUUUGAAAAGUAAACCUAAAGAACCACUGAGGGUUAAUGUUCUCUUUCAACAUAUACAGAAAUUGCUGUCUAGUGAAACUGCUGUGAUUGCUGAGACAGGGGACUCAUGGUUUAACUGCCAGAAGCUGAAAUUGCCAAUGGGAUGCGGUUGGAUUUGCAGAUAUGAGUUCCAAAUGCAAUACGGAUCAAUUGGUUGGUCAGUAGGGGCAACUCUUGGAUAUGCGCAGUCUGUGCCGGAGAAACGCGUGAUUGCUUGUAUUGGUGAUGGUAGCUUUCAGGUGACUGCUCAAGAUGUGUCAACAAUGCUGCGAUGUGGACAGAACAGCAUCAUUUUCUUGAUCAAUAAUGGUGGAUAUACCAUUGAAGUUGAGAUCCAUGAUGGCCCGUACAACGUGAUAAAAAACUGGAACUACACUGGCUUGAUUGACGCUAUCCACAACGGUGAAGGCAAGUGCUGGACAGCCAAGGUCCAAUGUGAGGAGGAGUUAAUUGAAGCAAUUGAGAAUGCAACAGGGCCAAAGAAAGAUUGCUUGUGCUUCAUCGAGGUCAUUGUUCACAAGGAUGACACUAGCAAAGAACUCUUGGAAUGGGGCUCCAGGGUCUCUGCUGCCAAUAGCCGACCACCAAAUCCUCAGUAGACUUCAAAACGUGUUGAUCUUUCAAUUCAAAGUUGAUGGUCUAUCCUUUGUUCUUUCAGGACAAGAUUUUGAGCUUGUGGUUUUUGAUCAGUCUUCGCAUUCUGAAAUAUUUUAGCUGAUGCCUAUUUAUAUUAAAUCUCAAUUUGAUGUUCUCGACAAUCUUUGAAGUUUCAUUUCUAAUGUUAAUGGUGCCUGCUUCUUUGAGUGGUUGAAAA
Messenger RNA from Hevea brasiliensis (rubber tree), 2301 nucleotides. RefSeq names its product pyruvate decarboxylase 2-like. The record is from RefSeq and is a predicted model, not a curated record. Lineage: Eukaryota; Viridiplantae; Streptophyta; Magnoliopsida; Malpighiales; Euphorbiaceae. Gene Ontology annotation, molecular function: thiamine pyrophosphate binding; carboxy-lyase activity; magnesium ion binding. Bases 257 to 2086 code for a protein of 609 amino acids. The transcript has 6 exons.